AUGAUAUUGGUAUAUUGGAAGAGGUCUAUGCUCAUCAGUGGAGUAGUGUUAACUAUUUUUACUCCACACUACUGUCAAACUGACAUUUUUGUAUCUGAAAUUAGAGAUUUGCGCGGGAAUUGUGAUCCAUUAAUUGUGUUUUUUUUUAUUUCUUUCACAACGAUCGUGAGCGAGGUCCACACGAUGUCUCAAAACUGCAAGUCUUCAUACGCAACCGCGACAACUCGGGAUGCGAAUAACAACACGCUGUACCACGGAGGACCUGGGCAGGGCUACGGGGGGAGGGGCUAUACACCCCCUAGCGUCACCAGCAAUGGAAAAUAUCAGCAAAUGACAACGAAAGUGUUGUUUGGCAAUCGACAUCUAGAUAUCGGUGCUGAAUAUGUGAUAAGACAAUAUUGGAAGCUAAGGAGUGAUCUCGAAAGACAGAGUUAUUGUCCAUAA
Molecule: messenger RNA, 444 nt
Organism: Arctia plantaginis
Lineage: Eukaryota; Metazoa; Arthropoda; Insecta; Lepidoptera; Erebidae
Source: the annotation of a GenBank genome assembly